AUGCCGACCGUCCACCUCCUCGACUACGUCGCCGGCAACGUCCGCUCGCUCGUCAACGCCAUUGAAAAGGUCGGCUACGAGGUCGAAUGGAUCACCCGCCCCGACCAGGUCGCCGAUGCUGAGCGCCUGAUCUUGCCGGGUGUCGGCCACUUUGGCCACUGCCUCUCCCAGCUGGCCGCGGCCGGCUACCUGCCCGCCAUCCGCAAGCACAUUGACGACGGCAAGCCGUUUAUGGGCAUCUGCGUGGGCCUGCAGGCGCUGUUCCGCGGCUCGAGCGAGGAUCCGGGCUGCCGUGGUCUGGGCGUGAUUGCGGGCGACCUGACGCGCUUCGACGACAGCGACAAGGCGGUGCCGCACAUUGGCUGGAACGACGCGCGGGCCCAGGACGGCGGCGACGGCUUCUACGGCGUGCGCGCCGCCUCCAAGUACUACUACGUGCACUCGUACAAGUACCCCUACACGCGAGGCGAGCUCGAAGCGCUCGGCUGGUCCGUGGCGACGGCGACGUACGGCGGCGAGACGUUUGUGGGCGCCGUGGCGCGCGGCAACGUGAUGGCGACGCAGUUCCACCCGGAAAAGAGCGGCGUCGCGGGUCUGCGGGUGAUCCGGGCGUUUUUGGACGGCAGCGGCGCCAAGGCGCUGGCAGCGUCGCCCAUGCCGUCGUUGCCUGGCACGCCCACACCCGCACCCACGUCCGGCCUGACCCGCCGCGUCAUCGCCUGCCUCGACGUGCGCACCAACGACCAGGGCGACUUGGUGGUGACCAAGGGCGACCAGUACGAUGUCCGGGAAAAGUCCGACGCGCGCGGCGUGCGCAACCUCGGCAAGCCCGUCGAGCUGGCCGAGCGGUACUACGCCCAGGGCGCCGACGAGGUCACGUUCCUCAACAUCACGAGCUUCCGCGACUGCCCCGUGGCCGACGUGCCCAUGCUCGAGAUCCUGCGGCGCACCUCCCAGACCGUGUUUGUGCCCCUGACCAUUGGCGGCGGCAUCCGCGACACCGUCGACACGGACGGCACCCACGUGUCGGCUCUGGCCAUUGCCACCAUGUACUUCAAGUCCGGCGCCGACAAGGUGUCCAUUGGCUCCGACGCCGUCCUCGCCGCCGAGGCCUACUACGCGGCCGGCCGCACGCUGUCGGGCACCACCGCCAUCGAGCAGAUUGCCGGUGCCUACGGCAACCAGGCCGUCGUGGUCAGCGUCGACCCGAAGCGCGUCUACGUGGCCGACCCCGCGUCGACCGCGCACAGCACCCUCCCGACCGCGUUUCCCGGCCCCCGCGGCGAAACCCACUGCUGGUACGCCUGCACCAUCAAGGGCGGCCGCGAGACGCGCGACCUGGACGUCGUCCAGCUCACGCAGGCCGUCGAGGCCAUGGGCUGCGGCGAGAUUCUGCUCAACUGCAUCGACAAGGACGGCAGCAACAGCGGCUACGACCUCGAGCUGAUCCGCCAGGUCAAGGCGGCCGUGCACAUCCCCGUCAUUGCCUCGAGCGGCGCCGGCCAGCCCGCCCACUUUGAGGAGGUCUUUGAGCAGACGACGACGGACGCCGCCCUGGGCGCUGGCAUUUUCCACCGCGGCGAGUACACGGUGACGGAGGUCAAGGACUACCUGGCCGACAAGGGCCUCGUUGUGCGGAAAUUCGAAGGCGAGUUGUAG
Messenger RNA from Sporothrix brasiliensis 5110, 1659 nucleotides. RefSeq names its product glutamine amidotransferase. Gene Ontology annotation, biological process: L-histidine biosynthetic process. The coding region runs from base 1 to 1659 and encodes 552 amino acids. The transcript has a single exon. The record is from RefSeq and is a predicted model, not a curated record. Gene Ontology annotation, molecular function: imidazoleglycerol-phosphate synthase activity; oxo-acid-lyase activity. Lineage: Eukaryota; Fungi; Ascomycota; Sordariomycetes; Ophiostomatales; Ophiostomataceae.